AUGUCCUGUUUGUUUUUCUUUGCAGAAAAACUCAAGGAGGAAAAGGAAAGGCAAGAAGGGUUUCCUGAAGCAGCCAAACUCAAGGAGGAAAAGGAUGAAAUGAAGAAGGAAUGCGACUGGAGAAGGGCUCGGAACAAUUCAGAUGACAUCACUCUUCAUGGAGUCACGGCCCACCCCAACAUUUCCAUUGCUGACAAUAAGAAGAGUUUUACACAUGAAGCCCAACCUCAACAAGUUCCACCAAAUCCAGAGAGGUUUGAUUCGACCGUUUGUGUGUUGGGCUCUGAAGGAUUCUCCUCUGGAAAGCACUACUGGGAGGUGGAGUUUGUGAGCAGCACUGACUGGGACCUGGGGGUGGCCAGAAAAUCAAUACAGAGAAAAGGAAAACUUUCCCUGUCCCCUAAAGAGGGAUUUUGUGCUCUGGGUCUGAAUGGGAGAGAUUACUGGGCAAAAACAGACCCAUGGACACGGGUCAUAGUGCAGAAAAAGUCCAAGAAAAUCGGAGUUUAUCUUAGUUACCAAGAGGGGAAGGUGACUUUUUUCAGUGUAACUGACACGUCUGUGUUGUUCACAUUUAAUGAUUUUUCAUUCUCAGGAGAGGUUUAUCCGUUCUUUAAAAAUUCACACAAAGAAACAAAAAUGAGAAUUUGUUCAAUUAAAGAGGAAUAAAUAUAACAUGACUCUGAUGCUGAUUUUAUACUGGUAACUGAAAUCAAGGUUUUCAUGAAAGUA
Messenger RNA from Malaclemys terrapin pileata, 732 nucleotides. RefSeq names its product butyrophilin subfamily 1 member A1-like. Bases 1 to 669 code for a protein of 222 amino acids. NCBI's taxonomy places the organism in Eukaryota, Metazoa, Chordata, Testudines, Emydidae. The transcript has 6 exons. The record is from RefSeq and is a predicted model, not a curated record. Gene Ontology annotation, molecular function: protein binding.